This is a messenger RNA of Menidia menidia (Atlantic silverside), 2511 nucleotides long. The record is from the annotation of a GenBank genome assembly. Lineage: Eukaryota; Metazoa; Chordata; Actinopteri; Atheriniformes; Atherinopsidae.
UUAAGGUUGUCCUGUGCAUACAUUAAUGCCUGGCUUUUCUACCCAGAACUUUCCCCAUCCUCACAUUAGAGGAGAGAUCUGAAGGAAAAAAGAGGACUAAACAUCACACCAGACCUUCAACAUCUUACCUUGAAUUAUCCGUGAGCCUCAGCAUCCUCUGUGCAGACAAGAUAACACCAGAGCUGAAUCUUUGUGUGGUUCUACCUGCAACCAUUUCACCUCCACAAGCCAUGUACAGUUCCAGCUACUCCCGGGCCAAGUUUGGCCUGGAGGCGAGGGAGCCCCUGCACAAACCCAAAGGGAAGAGCUGCGGCUACUACUUGAGGAUCAUCUUCUUCUUCUCUUCCCUGAUUCAGUCGCUCAUUAUUGUCAGCCUGGUGCUUUUCCUCGUCUAUGGACAGCCAGAAAAAUCUGCAGAAGAGAUGAGGGUCAAGGAGCUGGAGCUGGGCUUCAACAGGCUGAGCGAGAACAACAUACAGCUGAGGAAGGAGAAAGCCGAGCUGGGGGCGCAGCUGGGGGCUCGCACGGCUGAAAAAGUUUCUCUGGAGAAAGAGAUGACAAAGCUGAAGAAUGAGUCCGGCAACACAGAGCAGGAGCUUAGAAAAAAGUUGACCAGUUGUGAGAAAAGUUUCUCAGCCCUCCUUACACGGCGUCCGAACCCUCCGAUCCCCUCCCUUCCUAUUGUCCCCACAAACACAGGUGAAAUCAAGUCUCUGCAGACCCUCAACACUAAUCUUAAAGCUAUGAUAGAUCUGAUCAAUUCAAAUUUCACCCAGACGGUUCAGUAUCUGAACCUCGAGAGAGACAACGCCCUCAAAGACAGAGACCUAUAUCUUGGGGACAACAUCAAGCUGCGUAGAGAUAACGCCCUUCUAAAUAACCAGCUCGAGAACUACAAAAGGAAGUGCAAAGAGGAUUUCGAACAGUCUCUGAACGGGAUCCAGAUGGUGACCAAGAAUUUCCUUGACCGGAUCAACAGCCUGUUUCCCCACCAGAUGACCUUCCACCUCACCUGUAAAAGCCAAAGGGAGGAAAUGGAGGAGAUAAGAAACAACUGUUCAAACCUGUCCAGAGACGUGGAGCACAGAUUCCAGCAGUAUCUGAACAAUGUGGGCAGCCAGGUGGCAGAGAUUCAAUCCCUCUCCAGUCGACUGGAGGUUCUGAACACACGUUUGACCAGUGAGCUGCAGCAGUGUGAAAGAAAUCACAACGAGAUGGUUACAAAGACCACCAACGACUUGAAGCUCAAGCAAAAAAAUCAUGAUGAUCAGAUGGAACGAUUGCUGAUUGAGCAGAACCGACUGAGAGAGCAGAAACAACUGCUAGAGGAGCGGCUGAGCCUAAAAGAGAAAGAGCUUCAGGCUGUGCAGGCAAUGCAGCCAAGCAAUCAAAAGCCUCCUCUGUCCAAAGGUGUGUCCGUGCCUCCAGGUCCACCCCAGGGCAGAUAAGACUGCAGCUGACUGACCUCAAAACGGAAGCGUGGCAUCUGCGAAAUGUAAACGAGGACUGAAAUAAACUCUCCACCCUGCGUCCUCCGUACCCGUCUGCCCUGAUGUACCAAAGUCUGACCAAACCACAUCCCCGACACUGUGAUCCCCCUUUUUGUACAUAUUUGCAAUGACAGACAUCAGCACAUCCUGUAAAUACUUUGUGACCACAUUAUUGAUACAAUCUGGUUGUUCAUUAGCUUUUUUUUUUCACUUACAGUCCAAAUGUUUUGCACUCAAAUCAGCUGUGAAAGGCUUCUGUAUCUUUCUGCCCUGAUGAAUGUAACAAUUUCAGGGAGGAUGGUGUACAUAUUUUCUCUUGCGUGUUCCUAAUUGCGUUUGAGCAGUGAGAAACACCAGCUCUGAAGCGAACUAAUGAAGGGCUCAUUGUUAAAGUGCCGUCGGCUUGCAGUAAAAUCGUACCAAAGACUCAGGCUGCAGCUGCCAUGCUCGUACAAUAGCCCCAAGUUUCCUGGUGAUUCCUAAUGACUGACAAUAUGCACAUCCAUUAACACGUGAACGCCAUCAAUCAUGCAGUUAUUAGCUGCACACCGUCCCCUGGGUCACGAAUAAAAAGGAAGAACUGGGACAUAAUUAAGGCCGAAAACCCUAGUUUUUAUGAUGAGCGACUGUUAACUGCGGCUUGCUUUUAUGGCAUAUUUUACAACCAUAGUAACUAUUAUAUGGACUGUCAAAUUUUACUACUUCCCUUUCCCUACAGAAGCAGAGGUCAGAGUGCACUUGUACUUAUGGAGCUGGAAACAGCUGUUGUUCUUUUUUAUGAUUAUUAUGGGGCCAGUUUGGUACAGAAGUAGAUACUCAAAAACUUUGAAACUAUUUUUUUUUUCAUUUGAAGGAUGGGAUGUUUACUUAGCCUGUUUCAGACAUUAGUUGGAAUGCUGAAAUAGUUAAACAUCUAAUGGAAAGAUUUUGUCCUAAUUCUACCUGCCUGUGUAAAUACUGUGAACUUAAUAAAGAGCACUGUUGUAAGUCAUUAACGUGUCAUACAGCAUUUUCAAUAUCA